GGCUGCUGCUCAGGCUCCCAAAGCUCCAGGAGGGAACACCUCAGAUGGCCUCUCGACAAGCAAUGAGCUCCCUUCUCGGUGGUCCAGGGGUCUUCCUUCUCUUCUUGGCAUUGGGCUGCACCGCAGUUGCAGGAACCCAACUGUGUACCACAGAAUCUGUUGAUGAAGCCACUAUCUGUUCCUUGGUGCAGAGCAUCAGUAAAGAGGAAGUCAGGAUAGUCUUCAGUGGGAACCAUUACCCCUGCCAGCUGACGUUUGCCCAGUAUGCCUGCAUUCCGAGGUCAUGGCUCCAGGUCUGGAACAAAGAUUUUCUGACCCUCCUAUAUCCUUGCCUUAUGGCCAGUGGCCCCCCCAGUGCCCUGGACCCUGCGUACUCCAUCCUGCUCUUCUCCAAAAUUGACCUCCCUGUUCUUGAGACUGCGUUGAAGAAAUUUUCCCAGCAGUCAUCCUCUCAAACAGUUCUCUCAGACCAGUGGGCAGCAGUAUUGUUCAAUGGCCUGUGGAUGAGACUGGGGCCAGCUUUCCAGGCCAGGGAAACCCAGGCCACACGGUCCCAGUUGCUGUCCUGGCUCCAGCCUUUCCUCCUGCACCCUGUAGCCUUUGACUGUCUCACUGCCCAAAACACAUCCUGCCAGACUUUCCACAACCUCAUAUCAGCCCUGAAUGACAUCUACUCAAGCCUGGAAGUGGAGAAGCAGAGGAAGAUUUUUGAAGGCAUGGAGUCCUUCCUUCUGCAGGAGGACUCUGGGUCCCACUGCCAGGAUGAGGCUGUACCAGGCCUAAAUUCAUCAUCCUGGUUGGCCAAUUAUCUGGGCUUCUUCCUGGAACGCGCCACUAUAGAGGAACUCAAGAGAUUGGUAGAUGAACCCAAGCUCCAGAUAUUGGCAAGAGACCCUGCUGCCCUCCACCUGGUCAGCCAGCUCCACCUGAUGCCAGACCUAGCCAGGUUUUACACAACUUUACUCACCUCCCCACCUAGUUUAACCUCCUCAGCUUGA
Antechinus flavipes (yellow-footed antechinus) is the source of this 998-nucleotide messenger RNA. RefSeq lists its product as uncharacterized. The transcript has 12 exons. The coding region runs from base 45 to 998 and encodes 317 amino acids. The record is from RefSeq and is a predicted model, not a curated record. Lineage: Eukaryota; Metazoa; Chordata; Mammalia; Dasyuromorphia; Dasyuridae.